This is a messenger RNA of Paramormyrops kingsleyae, 2689 nucleotides long. It is a transcript of the gene tnfrsf1a, whose product is annotated as tumor necrosis factor receptor superfamily, member 1a. Lineage: Eukaryota; Metazoa; Chordata; Actinopteri; Osteoglossiformes; Mormyridae. Gene Ontology annotation, cellular component: membrane raft; signaling receptor complex. Gene Ontology annotation, molecular function: tumor necrosis factor binding; tumor necrosis factor receptor activity. Gene Ontology annotation, biological process: inflammatory response; signal transduction. The record is from RefSeq and is a predicted model, not a curated record.
CAGUUAAAUCCGCCCUCCUUCGAAUGAGGAAAUGCACUUAAGUUCUUGUGAAUGUCUGGAAGUCUGGUGCUGGGGUAACUAAUCUAGUCUACAUUUAUGUCUUAUAACAACAUUAUCAUAAAUAACAGUUUAGAUCAAGUCGGAUUCCUUCCUCAAGGGUGGAUCGUGAUCUUAAUGGCGAUUAUGAAGAUCGAGUGAGAUUAUGGACGGAAAGCAGGAAAACAGUUCGUUCAGGAAGAUAUUUAUACUGACUAUUGUGGUGACUCUGGCUGCUCCUGCCCGUCCAUCGCCGGAGCUUUCACAUGACAAAUUAGCUGAAGAAGACUGUGAAGAGGAUGAGUACUGGAGCACAACAAAGGGCCACUGCUGUAACAAAUGCCAUGGAGGUUUCAGACUGGAACAAGAUUGUGAAAGCAGUAACCGCAAAAGCAUUUGCAAGCCGUGUCUGAAUGAUUAUUACAUAGAGAACAGCAACAAUGCUCCAAACUGCUUUCGAUGCAGGUCUUGCAAAUCCAAUGAAAGGGAGCUGUCUCCAUGCACACGCAAAAAAAACCGGCAAUGUGUCUGCAAUGAAGGAUUUUUCAAGCAGUCUAUUUCAAACCUCACCUGGCAAUGUCUGAAAUGCACUUCCUGUGGGGAUGGCGAGCAGGAACGCAUCUCAUGUUCAGGGUCCACUAACAGAGAAUGUGACUGUAAGGAGAAGUUUUAUCGCAACAGCAACAAAAUAUGCGAAGAAUGCAAAACGUGCAACGGUGACCAAAAAUGCAGCCACCUAUGCGGAAAAAGCGCAGACUGGCAGCUGGCGUUCGUGGUGGUGGUGAUAGCCUUCACGAGUGUGUUCAUUUUAAUUAUGAUCUGCAUGUUUAUUCAAAAGAGGCGUCCCUGUCACAGCCAAGAGAUUGUAGUCAGUCCGGUAUCUUCUGACAGCGAAAUAUCCAAGAAUUUAUUGUCCUACGUAAAUGAAGAUGGGAAAAUGGUGAAAGAUCAUCCAGCCCUGAUCCCCUUGCCCGAACACGAGCUCCCAGUUCGGAAGGAUCCUGGUGGGCAGGAAGAGCUUCCUGAUUGCAUCCCUCGUGGAUUCAAGACCUGCCACUUCAUCUACUUCCUGCUGCAGCACGUCCCAGCCAGCCGCUUCAAGGAGCUGGUCCGCUGCCUGGGUGUGUCUGAGAGGGACAUCGAGUGGGCAGAGAGGGAUAAUCACACCUGCAAAGAGGCCCAGUUCCAGAUGCUGAAAGUGUGGUGUGACAGCGGCAGGGGGGAUGAGGUGGACACCCUCUCCAGGGCACGGCUCCAGAAGAUGACAGAGACACUGAGGGCCAUGGGACUGAUGGCGGGUGCGGAGGCCAUUGAGGCCAACUUUCAGAUCCUUUAGAGGCGUGUAAGUGUGUAAACACACACGCAUACAAGAAUGUGGACACAGACACACAGAUAUAUACAUGUAUCAGAACUUUUUCUUACAGCUUACAUGGGAGACACGUUGGUUGGAAUAACUAUGAAGUGUCAUGCCUUGCUAAACUCGCCUGGUGUACACCAGGGGCGCUGUGGCCCUCCAGCUGUGAGCCCCUAGAGAGGAAACCCGGCAGUACUUUUAAGCCCUGUAAACUCUAAACCAGGCAUCAGGGCCAGGCUGAGGUGCUCACGUUACUUUCCAGUCCUUCCUUCACUUGUGCCACCUCACCUAGGCUUCCCGAUUCUGUGCUGUCACCUGACCAGUGACGGCAUAUCAGCUCACAUGACUCAGAGACUCAGAACUGGACUGAAGCACGCUGGACUGUUGCUACAUGUGGCAGGGUGGGUGCCAUGUCUGGUGCUUUUCCAUUGUCAAUUCUGCUUCCUUAGUGACUCCCCCCCCCUUCCCCACACGUGUACCUCCUUGUGUUUGUCUCUGUGGCAUCCAGCAAGGUGAUCUCUGUAAUUUUGAAGCACCACAGCCUCAUGUUUUGUGAACAGAAAACACAGCCAGUUUGGGGUUGGCCAGUAAUUUCGCUUUCCAGGCCUUGAGAAGGUUUAACUGGUUGGAUAUCAGUUCUGUUGUGUUGCUUGAACCCCCCACCCCCCAUGCAACAUAACAAGGUGACAUGUGAUCGGUGAGGCACCUGAGAAGUGGCACAUUGGUGCCCCCUGCAGCAUAUUUCUUACGGCUGAAUAAUGUGAUAUUAAUGUAUGAAAAUUUGAUACCAUGUUGGGUGUGAAUGCCAGCAGGGGGACAUGUAUACCACACUAAUGCAGAAUUUUUUCAUUUUAUCUCCAUUCCAAUUAAGCGAUUCAGCCUCAUAGAAAAUCACCGUAAUAGCAACUCAUAAUUUCACAUUUUUAAUGUAACUACUGUAAUAUUUGCUAUAAGGAGCAGACCCUCAAACUCAAAUUUCUGGGCAUAACAGUUAAUUUCCACAACAUUUCUGUACAAACCUUGCAUGUGUCACUUGAUGCUUUCAAUAUCUACAUUUUGCAACACACAAACUUUAAAAAGCAUUAUCUACAUUUUUACCAAAGCUAUUUUAAGCAAUUUAAACCAUGGUGAUUCUUCAAUUUCCAGAGCAGAAACCCUAUAUUAGCGAUGUAUAAUCAAUUUUAAACUUCAAUUGGUUCAUUUGAUUUCUUCCAUGGUCUAGUUCUUUUCUGCAUUGAAUUUCUAUACAUUUUUUAUGAAUAUGUCAUGUCAUGAGAAUAUAUGUCUUUAUAAACAAAA